AACAGUAGCAGUAACAGCAGCAGUGAUGUGGUCAAACAUUAACCUUUGUUCUUCUGACCACUGGUCGCUGCUCUUUCCUUCUGCGUUUGUGUCCAGAUGUCGCACUAACCCUGAAGAGGAGUUUGGUCGUUACCACAGCAACCCAUAAAUCAGCGCCCGCCGUCUCUGACCAAUCAGAUCCACCGCUUUGUGGGGACAUGUUUACCCACCCGGUCAGUGCCGUCACCCCAAGAUACCGCUUCGCCACAGCGUCUCUCCACGUCCAGCUGACACACACACACACACACACACACACACUCUCGUGUCUGUUGUCCAGCUCUUCUGCAGUGAUGGACGUUUCCUUCCUGGAGCGACACCUGCUGACACUUUGAUGGCGAGGUUCCGUUUGGCCCGGACCAAUGUCAACUGGACCGCACUUCUGUCCGUGGCCUACUUCACCUACCUGCUGGGGGGCGCCGUGGUCUUCCAGAUACUGGAGAGGGAGGCAGAGAGCAACAACAGGAACCACUUCCAGCUGGAGAAGCUCAACUUCUUGUCCAACUACACCUGUUUGGACGGAGCGGCUCUGGAGAAGUUUGUCGAGGUGAUCCUGGAUGCCUGGGUAAAGGGAGUGAAUCCUUCAGGAAACUCCACCAACCCCAGUAACUGGGACUUGAGCAGCUCCUUCUUUUUUGCUGGAACAGUCGUCACAACUAUAGGUUACGGUAAUCUGUCGCCCAGCACCGUGACUGGUCAGGUGUUCUGUGUGUUUUACGCCCUCUGUGGAAUCCCCCUGAACCUGCUGUUCCUGAAGCAGCUGGGAACCUGUCUGAGCGUCCACCUGGGUCGACUGAAGACCAGGGUGGUCUCUGUGGCCCCGCACAAACGAGUGGUGGAGGCGGUGGCCGUGGUGUCCCCCCUGCUGGGCGGCAGCCUCCUGGUCCUGGUGGCCCCCCCGCUGCUCUUCAGUGUCGUGGAGGGCUGGUCGUUCGGCGAGGGUUUCUACUUCGCCUUCAUUACACUCAGCACUAUUGGUUUUGGAGAUUACGUGGUGGGAACCGACCCGGACAAGGAGUACAUCUCUGUGUACCGCAGCCUGGCAGGUGUGUGGAUCAUCUUCGCCCUGGCCUGGUUGGCCGUGAUCGUGAACAUGGGAACCAGAGUCAUGGAGCACGUGUUGGCCCUGAACCGCGGCGUCUUCAAGAAGCAGGAGGAGGAGGACGAGGACGCAGCAGCCCGAAAAGUCGACGACACCUCCAAGAUCUGACGGUGGACGACGGACGACGGAUGACGGACGACGGACGACGGAUGACGGACGACGGACGCAGUCUGGAUACAUGUGAUAAACGUGUGUUUGUGUGGGUUUCUGUUUGUCAACGUAGUCUGUAAAGAAAAUACACCAUUGUUUAACGUUACUCACAUUUUCACUUAGAUACGAUAAGACUCGCCAUUUUCUUUUCUUUUUUUUUUUUUUUACAAAAAUGAGCUCUUGAGACCAAAUCCACUGAUCUCCUCAGAACUGGGUCAAAUCCCAUCACCAACUGACAUGGUCUGUGAACCUCACCAACGGACAUUGUUGUCUUCAAUAACAGACCAUCUCCAUUGAUCUGCUCUGGUCAAACUGGUCAAACUGGUCUGGUCUGGUUGACCUGGUUAACUGUUAAUAUAUGAAACAACAGGAAGUGGAAAGAGUUCCACUGGAGAACACUGUUGGUGUCUGUGGAACACGUUCUUCCCACGUUCUGUUCCAACACCUGAACAUCUCUCAGCCUAUGUAGGACCUGAUGACUGGGUUUGAUAGUGGGUUUUUAGGAUAUAAAUACUGCCACCUACUGGACUGGAGGGUGUAGUGUCAUGGUCUGACCAGUGACUUUUUCCGAUGACUCAGUCGACUCCUCACACUUUGAAGAGCGAUUGGUUUUUUAUUUCAACCAAUGAGAAUUGUCAGGGAUUUGUAUUGAUUUUUAAUCAAUUCUCGAUCCAUCGUUUCGUCCCUAACACACACUUUUGACAAAGUCAGGAAACCUUGAUACGUGCGAAACUCCAAAUGAACUUUUCUGUGUUUUUGUUGCUUUAACGUCUUUAUGUUGUUCUUCACGUAGCACUAGCACGGUAGAACUCCACCUUCAAGUUUCUUCUUUGAGCAGCUCCACUCACUGUACGUCAGCCGUGUACUAACUCAAGGUCUGCGGGCCAAAUGGGGACGGCCAAGUCAUUCUGUGUUUUACUUCUUUACUGAAGUCCUGCGGAGUUUUUAACCUGGUUGAUGAAAUUGUUGUUUUUUUAAUUACACAGAGCAAAGUGCAAUAACUGGAACUUGAAUAAAUGAUAAUCGGUGGCAGAAAAUUGUAUGUUGUGGAG
This is a messenger RNA of Cynoglossus semilaevis (tongue sole), 2340 nucleotides long. Its product is annotated as potassium channel subfamily K member 16-like. The record is from RefSeq and is a predicted model, not a curated record. NCBI's taxonomy places the organism in Eukaryota, Metazoa, Chordata, Actinopteri, Pleuronectiformes, Cynoglossidae. The coding region runs from base 371 to 1246 and encodes 291 amino acids. Gene Ontology annotation, cellular component: plasma membrane. Gene Ontology annotation, biological process: potassium ion transmembrane transport; stabilization of membrane potential. Gene Ontology annotation, molecular function: outward rectifier potassium channel activity; potassium ion leak channel activity. The transcript is spliced from 5 exons.